Molecule: messenger RNA, 6626 nt
Organism: Drosophila mojavensis
Lineage: Eukaryota; Metazoa; Arthropoda; Insecta; Diptera; Drosophilidae
Gene: mamo
Product: pneumococcal serine-rich repeat protein
Exons: 9
Coding region: 118-4866 (1582 amino acids)
Biological process (GO): regulation of transcription by RNA polymerase II
Cellular component (GO): nucleus
Molecular function (GO): protein binding
Source: RefSeq, a predicted model, not a curated record
CAACGGCCCAAGAACAACAACAACAAAAUCAAUUGAAAAUUGAAACUUAUGGAUUGCUGGACGGGUAACGCCCGACUGGCGAGUGUUUUAGUUUAAGCAGCGUAAGCUGUCACCGACAUGGGCAGUGAGCAAUACUGCUUGAGGUGGAACAAUCAUCAAUCCAACCUGUUAGGGGUGUUUAGUCAAUUAUUACAGGACGGGAGCCUGGUGGACGUUACAUUAGCUUGUUCAGGGGGCCCAUCCAUCAGAGCCCAUAAGGUGGUGCUGUCGGCCUGCUCCUCGUAUUUCCAGAGCCUGUUUCUGCAGCACUCCGAUCCACAUCCAAUUGUGAUACUGAAGGACGUCCGUUUUGCCGAGCUGCAAACUCUAGUUGAAUUCAUGUACAAGGGCGAGGUGAACGUGCAAUAUUGUCAGUUGCCAGCGCUGCUCAAGACAGCCGAAUCACUCAAGGUUAAGGGCCUAGCCGAGAUGACAAAUCAGAAUACGACGCUGCGGGAGCCCGAGCGGGAGCCGGAUCGCUUGCGUCCCCAUUCGCAGGCCAGCGGCGGCAGCGCCGGCGCCAGCAAGGCGGCCGACAGUCCACUGGACGCAGCAGCAGCAGCAGCAGCAGCAGCGGCAGCGGCAGCGUCAGCUCCCAGCUCUUCAACAGCCACGACAGCAGCAGCAACAGUGACAGCAGCUGCAACGACAACAACAACAUCAGCGGCAGCAGCAGCAGCGGCAGCGGCGGAUAAUAUAGCGACAACAGCUGCUGGCAGCAGUAAAACAGCAGCAACAGAAACGACAACAGCAGCGACAACAACAGCAACAAGCACAGCAACAGCAACAACAACAACAGCAGCAGCAGCAGCAGCAGCAGCAGCAGCAACAACGUCAGCGUCAGCUGCAGCUGAGGCGUCAGCAGCGACGUCCGCGGCGUCGAAACGUGAAGCCAGCGAACGCUGCAGUCCGACGCCGCCGCCGCCCAAGCGACCAGCGAGCAGCAGCACGACAGCCAUUGAGCUGCUGGAGGAUGAGGACGAGGAUGACGAUGAUGAGGCGGAGGAGCUGCUGGAGGAGGAGGACGAUGAGCUGCUGGAGGAGCUGGAGGAGGAGGAGGAGGAUGCAUCAAUGCCGCUAGAUCUCUAUCAAAGACCCGCCGCCGUCGUUGUCACAGCUGCGUCCGCUGAGCCACAUGCCGUGCUGCCAGAGAGCUCAACGAGCAGCAGCCACAACAACAACAACAACAACAACAACAAUAGCAACAACAACAAUGGCAGCAGCAAUAACAACAAUGGCAGCAGCAACAACAACAACAGCAGCAGCAAUAACAAUAAUAACAACAACAGCAGCAGCAGCAACAACACCAACACCAACAACAACAGCAGCAGCAACAACCAAAUGAAAGCCACAUGCUCCUCCUCAAGGGUCGCCUCGCCCAGCGGCAGCAACGGCAACGAUUGCCGUGGCAGCGGCACGCCGGAGCCGAGCAGCCGUGUCGUGGCCGUCGACAUCGAUGACGACGAUGAGGACGAGCUGGACGAUCACGACAUGACCGAUGUGGAUGACCAUGUCAUCGUUGUCCAUCGGACGGCAGCAGCAGCCGCGGCAGCCGCAGCGCGCGACAUUGCGCAACGAAUCGCGCAUCAGAGCGCGCGGCGGGCACAGAACGCGAACGAUGAGGAUGACGACGAUGAUUAUGAUGAUGAGGACGAUGAUCGGCAGGAGCCAGCAUCGUCGACGGCAGCCGCAGCAGCAGCAGCAGCAGCCGCCGCAGCAGCCGCAGCGGCCGCCGUGGCAGCGCAUGAAUCGCAGCUGCACUCGCCCAGCGCUGACGGCGAACUGCAGCCGAAGAAGGAGGUGAUCGACGACGACUACGACGACGAGAUGGAUCUGGAUGACGACGACGAGGCGGACAACAGCAGCAACGAGAUGGGGCUCAACAUGAAGAUGAGCAGCGGCGGUGUCGAUCUCUCUACGGGCUCAACCGUUAUACCAUCACCGCUAAUCUCGAUGCCCUCGUCGUCGUCCGCUGCCGCAGCGGCCGCAGCCGCAGCAGCAGCCGCCGCUGCCAUGGAAUCAGCUCGCUCCACACCUGGCGGCGGUGGCGGUGGCGGUGGCGGUGGCGGUGCCGGUGGCAAUGCCGUCGCCUCCGAUCUGAGUCUGUCAAUGUCGCAAUCCGGACGCCCCUCGUCGCGUUCAUCGCGCGACGGCAGCAGCGCCGCUGCCGAUGGACGCUCCAGCAGCCUAUUGAAUCCCGGCAACGUGUCCGGUCUCUUGCCAGUGCAAUCGGUGCCAUUGAGCCUCAAGAAAGAGAUCGAUUGCAGUGAGGAUGAUAACAGCAGUCACAGUAGACACAUGCAACCGCGUUCGGCAUCAGCUGGCGGCGGACUGGGCGGCGAUUUGGAUUAUCGCGCCUCGCACGAAUCGCUGCUGCGCAACUUUGGCUCCCCGAUGAGCGCGAUGGCCGCCAGUCGCUGUCCCACGCCGUUUGCGUUUCCCUUUUCGCCGCUCGGGCUGAGCCUGUUCGACAUUGAUCCGUCCAGAAUACUGAACCUGCUGCACCAUCAGACCUGGCUGGCCGAGGAGGCGUUGCGCACUCGCGGCCUGCUCAGCGCGCCAAAGGACUUUCCCCACCGUUUUACCACAUUAAGCGAUCUGCUUACCAAGGACUAUCAGCCAACUGCGGCCAGUUACGCGGCCAAGCAGACGCAGUCCACAACGAGCCGUUCCAGCGAUCCACAGUACAAACAACAACAACAACAGCAGCAGCAGCAACAAGCCACACAACAACAACAACAACAACAACAACAACAACAGCAACAGCAACCGUCUCAGCAACAGCAACAGCAACAAUCACAGCCAACGCCGCCGCCGCCUCAUGUCGCCUUCAAUAUGCGCUAUGCCACGCCCACUGGCUAUUUUCAGCCCUCGAAGGGCGGUAAAUCGACGGGCACGCCCUCGCCCAAGCAGAUGGCCACCUCAUCGACGGCCAUCUCAGCGGAAUCGCAGCUGGAUGCCCAGUCGGAGGGCAACGAUGACGUCACCAUUGUCGAGCUGGGCAGCGAGCGCAGCGUCGUGACGCCCAACAGCAGCGCACUGCUAUAUAAGGAAUCCCUGGAGCAGCUGCUGGCCCAGCAGCACCAACACCAACACCAGCAGCAGCAGCACCGACGUCGCACCGCUAACAGCAGCACGCCCAGCACUGGGGUAGUUGGAGCUGGAAGUGGAGCUGGCGUCAUUGUGGACGCCACCGGGCUGCGCCAAUACACGCAGCUGCUGCUGUCGGGGGCGGGCACGCCCGUCAGCUGCACGGACACCUCGAGCAGCUGCAAGGAGAAGAGCUCCUCGUCGUCUACCUCAUCGACGCCGCCGCCGAGCGGCGCACUGCUCGCCCAGCACCAGCAGCUGAGCCAGAUGCUGAAGAGUCCGUCGGACACGUGCUCAUCGCUGUUCAGCGAGCCCAUCGAGGAGGAGACGCGCUGCGUCGUCUGCAACGCGCACUUCCCGAACGUCUGGCUGCUGGAGCAGCAUGCGGCACUGCAGCAUCCGCACAUUGGGCCGGGCGAGGAGAAGCCCUUCAUAUGCGAGCAGUGCGGGCAGUCGUAUCGCUAUCGCAGCGCCUAUGCCAAGCACAAGGAGCAGAAUCAUCGCGCCCGCCUGCCCGCGGACAAACUGUUCACCUGCGACGUCUGCGGAAUGCAGUUCCGCUAUCUGAAGAGCUUCAAGAAGCAUCGGCUCAACCAUGCGCUCGAGCGUCUGCACGGCAAGAAGUCCAUCGGUGUGGGUGUCGGUGUCGGUGUGGGCGUGGGCGUGGCACGCAUGAUUAGCGGCACAGCAGCAGCGGCAGCAGCCGCUGCCGCAGCAGCAGCCACAUCGGCCCAGCUGGACCAGGAUGUGGUCACCAGCUCGCAGGAGCCGAUGCUGGCCGACGAGGGCGAGGAUCUGCGCAUCAAUGUGAAGCGCGAGGGCGACGAUUCCGGCCAUCAGCAAGAGGCCACCAGCGAGGAGCACGAGCAGGACAACACUAUCGAUUCGGCGGGCAUUACGAUGCUCUACAAUGACAACAACUCAUCGGCUUCGGCCUCCACGAGCGCCACGGAGCCGAACAUCAGCAGCUCGGACGGCAUACAUAGUACAAACAAGCGGUCACGCCUGUUGAACAGCGCACACCACUUGGAAACGGAUCCCUCCUAUCAUCAUCAACAACACCAUCAUCACCAUCAACAGCAACAGCAACAACAACAGCAACAACACCAUCAUCAUCAACAGCAGCAGCAGUCGCAGUCGCAGUCGCAGUCGCAAUCUCAGCAACUGCCUCCGCAUCUGGCGCACGUCUCACUGCCAAUGGCCAGCGCUGCGGCUGGCUCCUCCUCGGCAGCAGCAGCUGCGGCGGCCGCUGCAGCUGGCUGCAAUUCCAGUCCAGGGGCUGGCGCAGCUGGCACUGCCAACAGCGGCGUGGGCGGCAGCGGCAUUAGUUCGCUCAGUUCGCUGACUUCGCUGAUCAAUGCGGAGCGCAUACCAAAUGAGCAGUUCCUGGGCCUCAAUCCGCAGGAGGCUUCAAUACUCAACUUCUUGCGAGUCGAUGCGGCCGAGCGACAGCGCGACAAGCGGCCCACCACGUCGCGUUUCGCCUGCCCGUUCUGUGGCAAGUGCGUCCGCUCCAAGGAGAACCUGAAGCUGCACGUGCGCAAGCACACCGGCGAACGUCCGUUCGUCUGCCUGUUCUGCGGACGUGCGUUCGGCGGCAAAUCGGAUCUGACGCGCCAUCUGCGCAUCCACACCGGCGAGCGGCCGUACCACUGCGAGUCGUGUGGCAAGUGCUUCGCCCGGGCCGACUAUCUGUCCAAGCAUUUGACCACGCACAUUCACAAUGCGCCGCGCUGAGAUGAGGCGCGUAGGAGGCGGCUCCUACGCAGAUAAGCCAACGAACCAUACACACACAAGCACAAGCACAAACACACUCACACUACACUAGACAACACAGAAUACACUCAAAGAAAAGAGCGGAGAAAAUGAAUGAAAAACACACACAAGAGGCAUAAAUUACAGGAAACAUGAAAAUUGAUGUAUAGAUCUAUUAUUACUACCAUUAUUAUUAGAUUUACAAGUGUCUAAUUAUUUUUUUUAUAUAUAUAUAUAAACAUAUAUAUAUUAUUAAUAUGCGAACUCGAACUCGAACUCGAAUUCGAAUUCAAAUGAGAAUUCGAAGAAACGGUGCUGAGGUACAGUCAGCGCACUGAUAAGCCAUAGAGCAAUCAAUGUGUGUGCAGGGUUAAUUUUUUUUUUUUUUUUUUUUUUUAUAAAUAGAAGAAGAUGAAGAACAUUAAGAACUAUUAGCACGGGUAUUAAUGUCUUUAAGAUUUGAAACUAAAGCAUAAAUAAUUGUAAUUAGUAGAAGUGUUUAAAUUCUUUUUUUUUUUCUAUCUAAUAUGCAAAGUUUUCUAUGGUUAAGUGAGGGUUUUUUUUAGUGGAAUAUAUAAGGAGAUCUAAUUAGUUCUGGCAGCUGCAAGGCAACUACUAACUACAACAACAAACUGCAAUAUAUGAAAAUAGUCUGUGUUUUUGAGAGCAAAGAAAACAAAAAGAAAACAUUCAAAUCACCAAGUACCAUAAAUCUGCCGUUUACAUAGAGCAACUCUAAAAGCUAAACUAAAAAACUAAUUUUACAUUUAUUUAAAACUAAAUAGCAAAAUAUAUUGUACAAAAUAUAGAAAGAAACUAACUAAUAGAGAGUUUAACUCGAGAGCUGAGACAGAAGAGAAAUGAAACGAAAGGAGAUGAGAUCGAAAUGAAAGGAAAAGAAACGAAACAGGUUGGCAGCACCAAUGCAGAAGAAGAAGAAGAAGAAGAAGCAACAGCAGCAAGAGGCAUGUCCCAGCAGCAGCAAUUUUGUUGAAAUUAACAUUAAAUCGAAUGAGAAACUCAAAGAGAAAUAGUAACAAUAACAAUAACCACAAAAACAAUAAAAGGAUUUUAGUUUUUUUUUUUUUUUUUUAUAUAGCAAUUUAUAUAUAAUUUUUACCAUAAGACAGACGGACUGACGGACGAACAGUGAAUGGAAACGAAAAUCAAAAAACCAUAGAGGCAAGAGAGACAACUAUAUAUAUUGAAUAUAUGUUUUUUAAACGUAUGUGCUAGCUUAAAGCAAACAGACAGCAAACAAACAGACAAACAAUACAAAGGAGAAACUUAUUAUAAUUUAUACAAAUCAAAAAUCAACUAAAAGUUAAACUGAGGCAUAAGGAUGAGUAGAGGACGGGAGGCGGGGGAGAGGGUGAAGUUUUGAGGGAACUGGAAAGUGGGUUCGAAUCGGAGGCUUGAGGCAGGCUAGAGUUACAAAUAAUAUUUACUUAUGUGCAACCACCGUCAAUAGUUUAAUAAUUUACAAAACAAGCAUACAACAAUUUUACAAAUAAAUAGAAAAGAGAUGAGACACAUAGAAAUAGCGAAUAACAAAGCAAAUCAAAUAAAACGUUUUUUCUUUUUUUACAAAAUGAAAAACAACAACUACAACAACACAAACUAACUGUGAUUCCAGCAACAACAAAAUAACAAAUAACUUACUUACAAUUUACAAGAAAAGAAAGAGUAUAAGAGAAACAAUAGCAAAGCUACAAGUAAAACAAACUAAAUACAAAAAAAAA